CACCCUUAAACAACUGUUUGACGCAGCAGCGCAAAACCGAAAGUAAAUGAAAGAAGCAGAACUUAAUAUUCGGUCUCGUUUCUUCCAGUGAAGGUUAACUUUCCCCCUAAGAGGCCACCGAGGAGCAGACAGGCCGCAGGAUGGUGGAUGUUGGUUCAGCGUCUGGGUGCAUGAAUUCAUCUGGAGGCCUCAGUGCGGCGAGCUGUGCGGAGCAGUUUCUAAUGUUCCAUCAUGGAUGAUCAUCUCUCCAUUGUCCUUUUGGGAAAAGUUGGAGUCGGCAAAAGUGCUUCAGCAAACACCAUUUUAGGACGAGAAGCGUUUGAAUCCAGAACAUCAUUUGGAAGAGUCACCAAACACGUCUCAAUGGAAACAGGAACGGUGUUUGGGAAAUCUGUUACAGUCAUUGACACCCCAGACAUAUCAGGAUCAGAGGAACAGAUUAAACACUUCUGUCAGUAUUUCCUCCAGGAGUCCAUCCCUACUCUUUUCCUACUGGUUUUUAAAAUUGAUCGGUUCACCGAUGAAGACCAGGAGACAGUAGAGGCAACAAAAAGAGUUAUUGGGCCUCAGAGGAUGAAAAACUGUUUCCUGCUCUUUACAGGUGGAGAUACAAUUACGUCAUUAUCAAACUACAUUUCAGACUAUAAAUCAAGUUUACUUCCAGAGGUAGUCAAAAGUUUUUCAUCAAGAACUCAUCUUUUCAACAAUAAAGAUGAGGGAUGGAGACAGGUCAGGGAGCUACUGUUGAAGUCUGGACACAUCACAAUAGGAACCGACCUGGAGACGGUUCUGGAGGAUCUGGGAUUGGAUCAGUUCUACAAGGAGAAACUGUCACUCAGCAAGAUACUGGAGAUCAAUGAGAAGACCAACAAUGAUGAGCCUCCAAAGUGUAAAUCUGAUCUUCCAUGGUAUUUUCUUAAGAAACUGAUGAUGGUGAAUGUAACAGUUAGAGAGAUAAAAUGCACAUCAACGUCUGAGUCCAACUGUGAUGAUUCAUCGAGUGAUGAUUUUGAUCUUGAUGAUCUUCUUGCUUGUCCAAAUAAGGAUGACUCCAUAAAUCCUCUUGAUUUAAUCACUGCCCUCUUUUUGUGUUCUGAUGGGUUUGUUCAUCAAGAACUGGCUCUAAAAAUGUCCAUGUGUCAGUUCUCUGUUCCUCUGCUGCUUCCUAACUGUGAUACACAGCAGUGCACCCUCAUGCUGUGGGCCAUGAGAGACAUUGUUAAGAAGUACAGACCUUCAAAUCUUUCAGAAUCAAAAGGCUUCAUAGAAGACAGAAUAGUUCUUUCUGAACUUCCAAUGAUCUCAUUUGUGAGACUGGGUGAGUGCUCUCUGUCCAAAUCAGAGAUCCUCAAUAAACUUUUGAGUAACUCUCAGCAAUACCAUGACACCUUUGUUCACCGUGACAUGGAGUCUGGAGACAUUCAGAGAAGAAUAUCCAAUGGACUGACUGAAAUGACCUGGUACCUUCCAUGUGGAAACAAAAACAUGGACAUCUUCAGUGAACCAGUUGCUAUAGCUAACCUUCGUGGAGACAUUGCUUCAUUUGAAACUCAAUUCUUCUUUUUGUGUCAGACAUCUGCUGCAGUUUUUGUUUUCAUCGAUCAGCUGGACUCUGAGUGUGAACAGCUGAUGAACAAAAACCACAAAGCAAAGAUCUUCUUGGUGGGAAACCAACAGAACAAAAACUUCAGAUUUGAUUCUGUUAAAAAAAAUGGCAACCAGUCUGGCCUUGACUAAAAAUAAUAUUCUAAUAAAGACAAAACAAACAAAUGAUGCAGAUUUUGUUAAACUACUGAGGAAAAGAGUCAGUGAUGUAAUUAAUAACUCACAGUUGA
Xiphophorus maculatus (southern platyfish) is the source of this 1835-nucleotide messenger RNA. RefSeq names its product up-regulator of cell proliferation-like. The transcript is spliced from 4 exons. The coding region runs from base 232 to 1737 and encodes 501 amino acids. Gene Ontology annotation, molecular function: GTP binding. Lineage: Eukaryota; Metazoa; Chordata; Actinopteri; Cyprinodontiformes; Poeciliidae. The record is from RefSeq and is a predicted model, not a curated record.